AUGAACCUUGGAUAUAUGAUCUCCAUCUUACUGCAUUUAUCAUCUCUGUUACACAAUGAAUCAGCGGAUGCUCAUCCAGCUGAACGCAGGAUCGGAUCUCUCUUCUCUGACUUGGCCCUCAUCGGUGGUAGGAGAUAUCAGAAACGAUCGGGAAGCAAGAGUGGUAGCAGCAGCGGUGGAAGCAGUAUUGGAAGCAGAAGUGGUGGCAACAGUGGUAGCAGAAGUGAGAGCAAUGAUUCAUCCGACGAGCGUUUCAGAAAGACAUAUCCCUCGGCAACUCUUCCUACCACAACAGUGACAACACUUCCCAGAACCAUGCCACCAAGCGUUACAUCAGCUCGCACGGCGGCGACAACUCCGCUGCCACCACCACCACCAACACCACUAGAAACGACGGUGACACCCUCUAUGACGCCUACAGUUCGAGUUGAAACUACGGAGCCAGCCACUUCGACGACAGCCACUCCUUCGACGCAGAAAGCAACGGCAACUCCCAUCACAUCCAGCUCUCCAACCACACCUACCACUCCCACUACACCAACCACUUCAAAGACAAUUACAACAGCUACAACGCCUACAAUCCCAACCACUCCUACAACUACUACCAUCCCAACCACUCCUACAACUACUACCAUCCCAACGACCCCUACGACGCCAACGACAUCAACUACCCCUACGACUACUAUGCCAACAACAACGACGACGCCAACUACUCCUAAAACACCUACUACUACCACGACACCUACGACUCCUACCACCCCUACAACACCGACGACACCUACGACUACUACCACACCAACUACUCCUACAACUCCUACGACACCAACAACCCCUACAACACCGACGACACCUACGACUCCUACAACACCUGCUACUACGACGACACCUACGACCCCUACGACACAAACUACCCCUUCGACUCCUACCACACCUACCACUCCACCAAGUACUACCAUGUGUAUACGUCGAGGAGAUAUCUGCCCAGGAGAGUGA
Molecule: messenger RNA, 993 nt
Organism: Lytechinus variegatus (green sea urchin)
Lineage: Eukaryota; Metazoa; Echinodermata; Echinoidea; Temnopleuroida; Toxopneustidae
Product: integumentary mucin A.1-like
Exons: 2
Coding region: 1-993 (330 amino acids)
Source: RefSeq, a predicted model, not a curated record